AUGCCGCAGCUGUUCGACUUGCGCGAGCCCUACCGGGAUCGUGACCCACAUCGACAGGAGCAGGUCAUCAAGGACCAGCAGCAGAAGGAGCAUCUCACCUUCCGAUCCUUUUGUACCGGACAAGGACAGAAGCGUGCUUCGGCCUUCAUCGCUCCACCUCCUCGACGACCAGGGCUGGUGCUCCGAGGUCUUGAGGAGCCAGCUCAGCACUGGCGCCUGGGCGACGCGGUGGUGAUCCAAAACUUGUCGCGUCGCAAGGAGCUCAACGGCCUGGUAGGCACGGUGGUCAAGGACCAAGCCGACGAGUUCGGCCGCGUCUACGUGGACCUGGCGUCCGCGCCUUGUGCGGUGCCCUCCAUGCCGGAACGGCGGGUGGUGAAGGUCCGGGGCGAACGCUUGCAGCGGCCCGGAGGGGACCGGGACCUGCCGCCCUGGAUGCCUGCCGGGCGAGAGAAGACGGACCCUUUGGGCGCCAGCUACUGGUCCUCCUCGGGCAUCCGCACGGGCUUUCCAGGAUUUGGGAUCAUGAAGGAGAAGCUCUGGCAGUCUUCCCCGGAGCUCCGGGAGAGGUUCCAGGAGAUCUCCAAGGUCUCUCACCGCUCCUAUACGCGCACGGCCCGGGCCGCCCAGCAGCCGUCUGUGGCGGCUUUCUGCCAGAGCAGUCCCAUGAGAGUGAGGCCCUUCAGUGGCCAAGUCUCGCAAUUGGAACAUGCCUUGCUGGCCGUGGUCCGUGCCAACAGCAUGAACGAGGUCCUCUAUGCGCCGAUGUGUGGUCUCGUCCUGGUCACCAAGGUGGAAGAACAGGCCUUGCAGCUUCUAUGCCCGGCACCGCCGCCUUUGCCUGCCUCUUACCUGGUGGCUGGAGCCUCAGCCAUGUGUGAGAUGAUGAUGCAACCUCUCAUGAAGCCCUUCCGCGUGGCGGGCGAUAUGUCCAUCGCGGAGUUCAAUGGCCUGCUACAGAAAGCCGAGGGCCGGGACAAGCUGGCGCGUAUCUUCCAGUAUUCUGCACGUCUUUUGGUGGGCAGCGUUGCCCUUUUGCAGCCCACGGCUGGAACACUCCUGGCAAGGAUGGAAGGCCAUGCCAGGACUGUGAUGGUCCAGUUGGCCAGUGCUCGGAGAACACAUCGCUGGAUGAAGGAGUUGCCGGUGAUACAAGGCUUACCGCAGUCCUUCAAGAUCGGCGACCCCCUGGACCUCGCCUUGGACGUCCUCCAGAAGGUGUCUUUGAUCGCCUUUCUGAUCACCGAUCACAUUGGUAUGCUGAAACAGUGGAAGAUUCUUUCGGGUGGAAAGAGGGCUGGUACUGGAACCAUUCAGUUGGGCUUGAAGAUCUUCACCUUCUGCAAUGCCCUAGGGGUCCUGUGCAACCUCAAGAAGAUUAAGGAGAUAGGCCUACAGGAAGAAAAACGGGAUCAACUUGGGAAGUGUUGGGAAGCAGUGGUGAAGCAUUCACUGCUGAUGAUUCAGACCUCACAUCUGUCACUUCUAUACCAGACGCACGAUGCUUUUGUGGGCAUCUGUGGCAUCAUCACAAGCAGCAUAGACUGCUACGCCCAAAUUCCCUUCAAGCCAAAGGCUGUGGCGGAUAAGGAGCCCAAGGAGUCGAAGGCCAAAUGA
This is a messenger RNA of Durusdinium trenchii, 1617 nucleotides long. The record is from the annotation of a GenBank genome assembly. Lineage: Eukaryota; Dinophyceae; Suessiales; Symbiodiniaceae.